Molecule: messenger RNA, 6100 nt
Organism: Labrus mixtus (cuckoo wrasse)
Lineage: Eukaryota; Metazoa; Chordata; Actinopteri; Labriformes; Labridae
Gene: otud4
Product: OTU deubiquitinase 4
Exons: 21
Coding region: 295-4224 (1309 amino acids)
Biological process (GO): negative regulation of toll-like receptor signaling pathway; regulation of protein K48-linked deubiquitination; protein deubiquitination
Molecular function (GO): K63-linked deubiquitinase activity; cysteine-type deubiquitinase activity
Source: RefSeq, a predicted model, not a curated record
GGGCGUGUACAUGUUAGCCUGUGUGCUAACUGGUAGCUAAAGUUGUACUUUCACUUUCUGACAGUCAACACGGCUUCCUGGAAAACGAAACUAGAAGCCGCCAUUGUUGUCUUGGACUGUCGUGUGAUCAUCGAUGUCAACACUUCAGACGUUUCUGUGUCGAUAUUGAAAACUUGGAGGAGGAGGAGGAGUGACACAUUCAACCGGCAAACACGCAGUUUACCUGCUAGCUCCAGCGGCUAGCUCCAGCGGCUAGCUUCAGCGGCUAGCUCCAGCGGCUAGCCCGUCGCUAGCAUGGACGGCGUGACGACCAGCGAGGAGAGGGGGGCCGAGAAACAAAUGGACGACUACCUGAAAUCACUCGGCCUUCAUCGGAAGAAGAUCGCCAAAGACGGCUCGUGCUUGUUUCGAGCUGUCGCCGAGCAGGUGCUGCACUGUCAAAGCCUUCACGCUGAAGUCAGAGCCAAAUGUGUUGACUUCCUGAAGCAGAACAGAUCGACCUACGAGGCUUUUAUUGAAGGCGACUUCGUGGAUUACCUGUGCAAGCUUCAGGACCCGCAGCAGUGGGUUGGCGAGGUGGAGAUCCACGCUCUCGCCAUCAUGUACCAGAGGGAUUUUCAGAUCUUCCAGGAUCCCGGUAAACCAGCCGUUAACAUCACAGACCACAACUUCAAAGACAAGGUGCGGUUGUGUUUCCUGAACGGGAAUCACUACGACAGCGUUUAUCCCGUCAGCCACGUCAAGAACGCCGCUCUCUGCCAGUCCAUCCUGUACGAGCUGCUCUACGACGAUGUGUUCAAAGUCGAGCGCGGUGCUCUGAGCGUGUGUCAGCGGGUCGGGAGACCUCACGACCUCCUCAUCGACGACAACAUGGCCGCCUGCGGCAGCAGCGACGAGUCGGACAACGGCGACCCGCUGUGGAUCGAAAAUGGAACAAACACGACGGCCCCAAGACACAACAACAGGGGUCGGGGGCGGGGCCGGCUCCUGUCUGAGAGGGUGAGGCGUUCACUGAACCCGACUCUGUUCAGGAACAUCGAGUACGACGUCUGGCACAAAACGAAGAGAGCUCAGCAGAAGUUGGAUUAUUGUAUCGCUGCAGGGAUGCAGUUUACUGCAGGAGACCGCUGCCAGGUCCGUCUUGAAGGGAGUGGGCGGAACUACAAUGCGACUGUCAAGGAGGUUCCUGCUGACAACGGCUUAGUGACAGUUUUUAUCGAGGAACUGGGCAAGAAACAGGUUCCUCUGUGGAGUCUGCGUCCUCCCUCUGAUGAGAACAGCUGGAGCACUGUGGUGAACCGAGACAAGAGACUCAGCAACGGACAAGGAGAUUGGGAGGAGAGGAGUAAGGGCAGAGGACGGGGGAAGAAUGUCCCCGCGUCCUCCUCUGUCCCGGCUCCGGCGCCGGGCCCCUCUGGGCGCGUGCAGAAGCAGCACUCAUGGCCCCCGCAGACCACCGUAGAGGAGCAGGGCGCCACCAAAUCCACCAGAAAGUCGGUGAGCGUGGUGGAGUCGGCGUUCGGUCUGACGGAGGAGCAGCGUUUGGCCAAAGAGGAGGAGAAGAUGAACGUGGCGUUGGUGGAGAUCCAGCUGAGAGACGAGCAGAGCUUCCCCGCUCUCGGGGGCGGGAGUCAGGGUGACGGAGGGAGGAAGAAAGGAGGAGAGAAAAAGAAAUCUCAGAGGAACAAAACGAAGAGUCCAGUUGAAGACGUCAGAGCUCCGUCGCCCUCUGCUGGAGAGAGACCAAAGUCCUCCACCCCGCCUCUCACUACUCCUGCUUCUUCUUCUGCAAAUACACCCACCAACCCCAUCUCCACCAAACCUCCUCCUGCUGCUCCUGCUGCUCCGUCUGCAGACUCUGACUCCGCCCCCACCUCCCUGAGCUCGCACAAAGCUUCGGCGCCCAAAACGAACCCGCCCACCGUGGCUCCUGCACCUCCAGACGCUCCCUCCUCCUCCUCCACUUCUCCUCCUCUUCCUCCUCCUGCUGUCCCCUCCUCCGCCUCUCUCUUCUCCUUCAUCACCCCCAUCCUCCCCCCCGCCUCCUCCCCCUCCCCCUCCUCUCAACCCCCUAGCUCCUCCCCCUCCUCUCAACCCCCUAACUCCUCCCCCUCUCCUCCUCCGUCUUCUUCUCUGCCUCCUCCCACUUUCAUUGCACCCAUCGCUCCCUCUCCCGCCGCCGCUCAGAGCUUCCUCCAUCCCUCCUCUCUCACCCGCUCCUCCCCCCCCCUCACCGCUCUCCCUCACUCCCCCAGUCCUCCCCCGCUCUCCUCCUCCUCCUCCUCUUCCUCUCUUCUCCGUCAGGCCGCUCAAGUCGACGAGGCUCCUCCGGCGCCGACUCCGAGUUCUUUACCAAACCCUGGAGGAGCCCAGACCCCCCAGAACCAGAGUCCACCUCAGGUCCCUCUGCCCCAAAACCAGACCCUGAUGACCACUUCCUGUCCCUCCCACCUCCAGCACCCACCACAGUCCCAACCUGAAGUCACCCAGGUACCCCAGACCCCCCUCCAGCAGACCCAGUACCUCCCCCAAUCCCAGCCGGACGAGGUCCAGUCCCAGUCGUCUUACCCCCUCCCCUCCCAGGCCUCAGAUCCGGUCUCCCACCCUCCCCCUCAUUUACAGCUUCCUCACCCCUCCCUCUCCCUUUCUUCCUCCCUGUCUCACCCCUCCAUGCAACCCCAGACUCAAACAGAAGCCGCCCCCCCUCCUCCUCCUCCUCCCGCCCAGCCUUUACCAGAGUCUCCCCCCCACCCUCAGCAGUCACAUCCCCCUCACCCCUCCCAGUCACACCUCGCUCACCCGCCUCACCUGACGUCCAUCCAAGGGGCCGUCCCCCUGCAGCAGCUGUCCCAGCUCUACCAGGACCCCCUGUACCCCGGGUUCCCUCAGGGGGAGAAGGGCCAGCCCGCUCAGCCCCCCCUCAUGUCCUGCAGCAGAUCGGGGGACGACCUGCCGCAAGAUGUCAACAUCUUGAGGUUUUUCUUCAACUUGGGUCUCAAGGCUUACUCCAUGCCCAUGUUACCACCUUACGUCUACCUCCUGCCCCUCCAACAAACCCACACCAUGCACCCCAGGAUCACCUCACGCUCUCCCAGCCCCCACUACCCUCCCUCCAACCCUCCGCCGAGGCCACAGGAGCCGUACCCUCACCCUCAGUACCCUCCCACAUCAGCAUCGAUGCCUCCUCAGUACGACCACCAGGCUCCGCCCACAGAGCCCCCCCACCAUAGCGACCCCUCCUACAACCAGUCGGGAUACCCCAUGUCACAGCCUCCGACCCACAGGAUGCCCCAGCAGUGGUUACAGCAGCAGAUGCCUCCACCCAGGAACCCCAACUUUCCAGUCGGGUAUCCCACCCCGAACCCACAUUAUGCAGUCCCACCCACCAUUUCUCAGGUGUACCACCCAGGUCAGAGCCCGGGACACCCGCUGUACCCUUCUAGCGUGUCCUCUUACCCCCCUUCUUCCCUGGGAUACCAGCCCUCCUCUGCGCCUGAGGAGCUCCAGGUGAACCAGGGGGCAAUGGAGCAGCAUCGUCCCUCCAAUGGGAACAUCAUGCCCGGGCAGCGGCCUGUCCAAGGUCAUGGUCUUCUAGGGAGUCCUCCUGCUGCUAACAUGGCUAACGCUAACAACAUAACAGUGAUGGUUCCUGGUUUUGCCCACAAGAAGGAGCAAGGAGAGAGAGUGACCAGAGCAGUGAUGCUGGGCGAGCUGCCUGUCAACAAUCCCAUGCUGGCUUCAAACCCAGGUGAUGUCCCUGUCUCCAUGACCACCAUGAAGCCCAGCAGCACACCUGGCCAUCCAGUGCCCUACGAAUUCUUCUCUGCGACAGCCACGCCCACCAACAACAACAACAACAGCAGCCCCUCUUAUGGUUACCGCAACUACCCAAAGCCCCUUAAUCCCACCAACAACGCGUACGUCCCACUGGGAGCCCCAGAGCACGGCCAGGUGGACUACCUGGCUAACGUCACCAUGGCAGAGGGUUCGUCUGUCGGAUGCAGCACGGAGGACGACUGGGACGAGCAGGCCGGAUUCAAACAGAUGAACUACAGAGGGCCGAGGAGGUACCAAAGAGGAGGGGGAGGGGGGAGGGGGAGGGGAAGCCAUGAUCCAGGGAGAGGGGCAAACAGGAGGAGGUAUGGGCCAGAUGGAGGGGCGGGGUUUGGCUAUGUCCAGUUUAACUCCUCCCACAGGGGAAGGGGCCGUGAGAGAGGUUACUAGCUUUCAGCCCAAGAGGAAGAUGUGUGUUUUCAUUUCCUUCCCUCAGAGCUUCGAAGUUACAAUCAGACCUUUCUCCUGCUUCUUCGACGAUUAAGUAAAUUCUCAUCCAAUCACUUUUUUUGUCACCAUACUGGAAGCUGAUUGGAUGAUGGAAAUGAUCGCACUUACCCAAUCCAAAAUAUGCCAGAAACGAUCAAUCGUCUUCCCAAAUCCCGUUGGUGUGUUUGAUGUGUCGAAACGCUUCCGAUUGCCAAGAAAAUAAAACAUGAACACUACAAUCCUUAGUCACAUUAGCUAGCUUGUUAGCAUAGCAUAUUAGCAAGAGUUAGUUUACACGUCAUUGUACUAUUUACGGCAGUUGAAUGUAUCGAUUUGAAGAGUCAGACAAAGUUUUUUUUGUGAGGACUAUAAAUAUGUUUGAGUUUGAGCUGCUUUGAGUUUGUCGCUAUGUUGAUGAUGUUUGAAAAAAUGUCUGAAACUUCAGCUUCAUAAAAAGUCCUGCACUUAAUUUGACAUCACAUUUAAUUUCUUUUAAAGGAUUAGUGAGAUUUUCAUGCAGAACUUGAUAUCACUCCUGGGUGUAAGAGCUACAUAGGAAGCUAGUGCCAAAAAUGGGUUAGCUUAUGUUAGCAUAAAGACUUGAAAUAGAAGCUAACAGUUAGCUUUAAAGUUCUUGAAAGUUACACAGUGACUUAUAACAGGCUGAAUUGUAGAAACAAAAAUGUGUACUACUUCUAGGGGUUAAAUGCUAGGCUAGCUGUUUUCUUGUUUUCAUUUUUUUAUUUUUUAAGCUAAGCUAACUCCUUCAGGCUAUCACUGCAUAUUGACCAGACAUACAUAUAAGUGCUAUCCACCUCUUAUUGACAAUUUUUCCAGGAUUUUUAGUACAAUUUCUUUAGCCCAUUGCCAAACUUCAGACUCUCUAGCAUCAUUUGAACACACAACAACUGAUAGCUUAGCAUCACUGUAAAGAGUUACACAUUUACACAUAUUUAAACAAAGAAAGCUGCACACUUCUGGUAGGUACAGAUGGUGAACAUUGCCUUUAUUUUUAUGCAAAGAUAGAUUUUUGUGGAACCUGAUAUGAAGGUAAAGCCACAACAGGGCUAGCUUAGCUUAGCAUAAAGACAAACUGGAUGAACAACUAGCCUGGCUCUGUUGAUAAAGAACAUAAUCCACAAAGCUGUAUUUCUUGAACAUGUUUUGCUUACUGUCGAGAGGUGCUCGGCUAGCCGUUUUCCGUGGUUUGUACUCUGUAUGCUAAGCUAAGCUAAUUGCCUCUGGAUACAGCUACAUCUUUAGCUUUUCAGUCAUAAGAGUGGAAUGAACUUCCCGUCAAAUUUCCCCAAAUUUUGCAACUUUUUUCCGAUCGGUAAUUCAGAUUUCAGACUUUUAGCUUCCCUCAAAUGUAGAAUGAAAAAUGAGCGCUUAGCAUGUUCAAAACGUGUUUGACAUUUAAACAUAUUUAUGCAAAAAUAAACAAGCUUGUGUUAGCUUAAAAACAAGGACGUGGACAAAGGAAUAGGAUCGUUGCUUUAAAAACGUAAAAUCUGUAAAUAGGACUUUAGGAAACUCAGAGAAAUCUGAAGCCGUGUGCACUUAUUUUUUAUUUGUCUUGUUGUUGGUUUCAUGUUUAGUGUAAACGUCUGAUUUCUUCUUCUCACCUGGUUUGUUUUUUCUUUCCUUCUUUUGUUUUGUUUGAUCAAAUCCGAACACUUUAGAGAUUCAGUCAGUGCCUUACUUUUCAUACUUUUUUCUUUUCAUAUCACUUUUUUUUCUUGAGUUUGGGAAACACUGCUGUACAGAACAAAAAGCUGUUUGUUGUCUGUGUUGAUUUUUCUAUGCGGUUGAAUAAAUAAAACUUUGGUUCAGAUGA